Molecule: messenger RNA, 1644 nt
Organism: Anopheles nili
Lineage: Eukaryota; Metazoa; Arthropoda; Insecta; Diptera; Culicidae
Product: 5,10-methylenetetrahydrofolate reductase
Exons: 2
Coding region: 282-1217 (311 amino acids)
Biological process (GO): tetrahydrofolate interconversion
Cellular component (GO): cytosol
Molecular function (GO): FAD binding; methylenetetrahydrofolate reductase [NAD(P)H] activity
Source: RefSeq, a predicted model, not a curated record
GCGGUUUUCUCACGAUCGGCGCGAAUCUGCAAAGCAUGAUGUCACCACGAAACCGCCAUUAGGAACGUGCUAAAUUGACGAAUUAUUGUAUAUGCUUGUGGGUUUAUCUUAUCGCGCUGCCUCCUAGUAGACGGGCAACCGCAAAUAGUUAGUGGGAUUCGUUAUCAGAGACACUCUGGGGUGCUUCUUCCAGAAAUAUCAAUUGCUUGUCUACCGAAAAGUUAACAGCAAAUUGCGCACUCGGCACCGGCAGCGCAACGAGUGCUAGUCUAGUGAUCGUGAUGGCGGGAAGCAACGAAACGAUCGUGAUCGACAAGAGAGAUCUUCACGUGAAAUUAACAGAAAUCUUCCGUAGCCCCGUAGAAGGCGCUGGUGGCACUCUACCGAUCGCGUACUCAAUCGAAGUCGCUGCCAAGGAUGACUUCGACAUUGAAGCGUUAGAGCGACUUUCGCCUCAGCCCAUCUCUUGCGCACUUCCCUGGAUCUCGGACGAAAACUUGCGUUACGAUGCGGAUUUCCAGUGCGCACCGUCCUUCCAAUUGACGGAACGACUUCAGAAGGCUCACUACACCGUUGUGAACCAUGUUUCCUGCUACAAUUUAACGGAGGAACAGGCCGACAGACUGCUGGCUGCCGGUAUCCAGAAUGUGUUCAUCGUACGCGGAGAUACUGUAAACCCAGCGCAGGCUUUCCUCCAUUCAGCCGGCUUAGUAAAAUAUCUCAGACAGCACGAAACCCACAAGCUUACUAUCGGGGUUGGAGGAUAUCCUUACGGUCAUCAUCAAUCCCCAUCAGAAACGGAUGAGUUGCGUUAUCUGCGAGAAAAAAUAGACUGUGGGGUGGAUUUUCUUCUUACGCAAACGCUCUACGACGCUGAGUCGUUCUUUCGCUAUCGCGAUCGGUGUCGACAAGCGGGCAUUAGUAUACUAACGAUUCCGGGCAUUUAUCUGCCGCACUCUUAUAAACACUUGCAAGCCAUGCUGAACUUGACUCGCAUCCAACUACCACCGAGCAUUAGGAGCAUGUUUGAUGCACACGCAAACGAUCCGCAAGAUCAGUUUGAAGCGUUUGUGAUUGACUAUUUUGAAAGAGUCGUUCGGGGGAUAUUGGCACCAGGCGCAGAAUCAAGCGAACCCGUUAGACUUGUACAUUUUUUCUCUUUCAACAAGUUUGCCAUGUUGCAAAAGCUACUCUUCAAGCUAAUUGAUUUCUUCUAGUGAGCCUUUUCGAGUCAAUUAGCCUAAAAAUUGAAAAAUAAAAAUAUUAAUUUGACCAUAAAUUAUUACUGCCAUACGUGGAACAUUUUCUCAAUGUGACAUUAAAUUAGCACCAUUCGUAAUUCGUUUGUUGAAUAGUUUCUUUAUUCAUUUCAUACAUUUCACGUUUUGUCUCGUACAAAUAUUAUGAUGUUGGUGGUGAUAGAUGUUCCAUAGUUUAUCACUACAAUUAGACAUUCUUCACGCGCAUGUUCAAUUACAUUGUGUUUUGUUCUUCUUCAUGAUAUCAAUGCCCUAGCCGUGAUAGUAGCUUUUAUUGUUAGAAAUACGUUCAACCUCUUCUUUUCCACUCUUGCUAACGCUUCAAUCAAGUACAUCUGGCUGCUAAUAUAUAUAUACUCACGGCGGCGGUGUAGAUUUUUGUAUA